Messenger RNA from Patiria miniata (bat star), 845 nucleotides. RefSeq names its product protein SMG9-like. NCBI's taxonomy places the organism in Eukaryota, Metazoa, Echinodermata, Asteroidea, Valvatida, Asterinidae. The record is from RefSeq and is a predicted model, not a curated record. The transcript is spliced from 3 exons. Gene Ontology annotation, biological process: nuclear-transcribed mRNA catabolic process, nonsense-mediated decay. The coding region runs from base 25 to 342 and encodes 105 amino acids.
GCAUCUUUGUCCCACACCAAACUGAUGCCUGGUUUGAAUCCUAAAAACCUGCCACUUGAUGUCAACUUGUUUGUCCUGCCCCGUCUGGACACUGCAGCCUCUGAGCAUUCAUCCACUGAUGAUCAGUCAGUCUUGCUGAGUCUGUUACCGGUCUCAUACCAAGGCCAUCCCAGUGUGGACCUCCUUGUCAAGUCUUUCCGGAACCAGAUCUACAGUGCUGCCAGAAGUUCCCUCACUCACACCUCUCUGACUGAGAAGAACUGGUUUCACUACGCAGGGAGGACUUGGGAGACCAUCAAGAAAUCCAGCCUCAUGUCGGAGUUCAACAGACUUCUAACCUGAGAGUUUCCUUUCCUGGAUGAAUAACCGACCGUCUGCUUCAGAGGAAAACAAGCUUUUGGCCAAGAAUAAAGGCUGUAUCUUCAUGAUGAGAACUGCUAUUCAUUCAAUUGUCACUGUUUAGAGAGACUAUGGGCUCAGUGCACAAGCACCCCUUCAGCAGCAAGAAAAGGAGAGUCGGGGGAGACCUAGACUGGUUCCCGGUCCAUCCACUGUGUAUUUCGAAUGAUCCAAAGUUAUUAGGAGCGGGGAAUUGGUCUGGGAGACCAUAACAAGAUAAAGUUGAACGUAUUCGGUCGCCGACGAUUAAGCCUUAUACUCAUGCGAAGACGCUAGUGGGCCUGUGAAUAAUAGCUUUGGCACAUUCAGGAAGACGUGCGUACUUCGCACGCGAACCAACAAGGUACAUUACGCACAUGCUGUGCGUCCCGUCCACGGGGCUCUCAAAAGUGGUAAAAAGUGCCCUCUUUUGUUGGUGAGCAGAGCCCAUACCGGUACCUCUUACU